AUGUACGUUCUGGUCACUGUGCUGGUGGCAUUAUUUUUAACUCUUUAUUUAAAGUGGCUUAAGAGCAGGCGCCUAUGUCUUGAUGCAAAAAGACUGGAUGGCAAAACUGUCCUCAUAACUGGUGGGACUUCUGGUGUUGGAAAAGAGACGGCCAUUGCUUUGGCAAGACGUGGUGCCCGUGUUUAUAUUACAUGUCUUGAUGAACAGAAAGGAGAGGCUGCUGUACGAGAGAUUAAGAGGGAGAGCUCAAGUAUGAAUGUCCGAUUCUGCUGUCUGAACUUGGGAAACCUGCAAAGCAUACGUAACUUUUGCAGAGAGUUUCUGAAGGCUGAAAAACGUCUUGAUAUCCUUAUAAACUAUGAUGGAGUACCAGCUCUGCUAGACUGGACAGAUAACGGAUACAGCAUGUGUUUCGGAGUCAACCACCUUGGCCCUUUUCUUCUCACCAAUCUACUGCUGGACCGCCUCAAACAUUGUGCACCAAGCCGUAUUGUUAAUGUCACUUCUAACAUUCACAAAUAUCAGAAGCUGGACUUCACAGACCUUAACUACAACACAGUGCCACUUUUUACAUACUGCAGAAGCAAAUUAGCAAAUGUCUACUUUACCCAGGAAUUGGCUCAGCAGGUGGAAAGGCAUGGCAUAUCUGCAUGUGCUGUUCAUCCAGGUUAUGUUGUUGGUGAGUGGACAUCCCAAUUUUCAGUCCUGUUCCGCAUAGUGAUGUAUGUCUUCACAUCGAUGUUCUUCAUCUCCUGCCAGGCAGCUGCUCAGACUGUAAUUUACUGUGCUGUAUCUGAUGACAUUCUCCAGCACAAUGGAGGUUAUUUCUCAGACUGUAAACCAUUCAAGUUGCAGCCACAUGCACAGGACACUGGAAUAGCCAAAAAGCUUUGGGAAGCAAGUGAAACAAUGGUUGGUCUUACCUCCUCUCCGAGGGAACAUUUAGCUGCAAGAACACGAUAG
Molecule: messenger RNA, 963 nt
Organism: Staurois parvus
Lineage: Eukaryota; Metazoa; Chordata; Amphibia; Anura; Ranidae
Source: the annotation of a GenBank genome assembly